Molecule: messenger RNA, 989 nt
Organism: Ilex paraguariensis (yerba mate)
Lineage: Eukaryota; Viridiplantae; Streptophyta; Magnoliopsida; Aquifoliales; Aquifoliaceae
Source: the annotation of a GenBank genome assembly
GCUCACUCAGCUCUUGAUCCUCCAAUUCUUCCCAAAUCUUACCUUCCUCACAAGAAAUCACUAAAAAAUUAUUUGGAAAAAAAUAUCCGGAAAAUAUAUUUUCAAAUCAAACCUUCAAACAUGGGUUCUUCUCAAUUCCUUCUCUCUCUAUCUCUUUCCAUGAAUGUCUCUUCACAUUUUCUUCAUUAGAUUUCUUGGGUUUCUCGGAAUUCUGGGAUUUUCUCUGUUUCUCUUCUCAAUCUCAAUGGAAGUUGAUCAAGAGGUACAAGUGAGUGAAUCAGAACAGGUCAAUACACAUGUUUAUUCGGUGUGGGCGCUUCCACCGGAGGACCUAAGGCCGAGACUGAAGAAGUUGAUGGAGGGUCUCAGAUCGGAGUUCGGAGGGCCGGAGUUCGAGCCUCACGUGACCGUCGUCGGAGCGAUUAGUUUGACGGAGGGGGAUGCACGUGACAAGUUUAGGAAGGCGUGCGAGGGAUUGAAGGCUUAUUCAGCUACUGUGGAGAGAGUGGCGACUGGGACUUUCUUUUAUCAGUGUGUUUUUCUUUUACUGGAUCCAACGGCCGAGGUGGUAGAGACCAGUGCACACUGCAGCAGUCAUUUUGGUUACAAGAACUCCUCACCUUAUAUGCCACAUUUGAGCCUCCUUUACGGAGAUUUGACAGACGAAGAGAAGAAGAACGCUCAAGAGAAAGCUAACAUUCUUGAUGAAGGCAUUGGCAGCGUGAGAUUCAACAUACCUCGCCUUGCACUGUAUAAAACAGACACCGAAGACAAAACACUUAAAUCUUGGGAAAUGAUUGCUGAGUGCAACCUUGACCCCAAAUAAGCUUUGCUGAGUACAAUCUGGGGCCUAGUCUGUUACAAAAAUGCUAUCCUUUGUUCGUUUGCUUGUGUAAUAAGUCCUACUUUGUCAUAGGUUUUCCUUGCAUUUCUGUCUAACUUUAAAUUUUAUUGAAGGAUUUGGCAAGUCUAUGAAGCUUUUUUGCUAU